CGCUGCCGACGUGGGCUGCAGGCCGCAGGCGGUUGCGGGGCGAGCGAACGGAGCGGGCGGCGGGCAUGGGCGGCCUGCGGCUGCUGGCCGUAGCCCUCACGUGCAGCUGCUGGUGGCCGCAGGGCGGCCAGGGCAAGACCCUGCGUGGCAGCUUCAGCAGCGCCGCGGCCCGCGACGCCCAGGGCCAGAGCAUCGGCCAUUUCGAGUUCCACGGUGACCAUGCUCUUCUGUGUGUCAGAAUCAACAACGUAGCAGUGGCUGUUGGAAAAGAAGCUAAACUCUACCUGUUCCAAGCCCAAGAAUGGCUGAAGCUGCUGGAGAGCAGCCCUGGCUACAGCUGCAGUGAGCGGCUAGCCCGAGCUCAGCUGACAGUGACAGUGACCCAGACGGAGCACAACCUCACAGUGUCGCAGCUGCCCGCUCCCCAGACAUGGCGAGUGUUUUAUGCUGACAAGUUCACCUGCAGGGAUGACUCAGAGAGUCCCCAGGGGGAGGAGAUCCCCUUUGAGAUGGUGCUCCUCAACCCGGACGCCGAGGGAAACCCGCUGGAUCAUUUUAGCGCCAGAGAGUCCGGGCUCCACGAGUUCUUUUUCCUCCUCGUCCUAGUAUACUUUGUGACUGCGUGCAUCUAUGCGCAGUCUCUGUGGCAGGCUAUGAAGAAGGGAGGACCCAUGCACACCAUCUUAAAGGUCCUCACCACUGCACUGCUGCUUCAAGCCGCUUCAGCCUUAGCUAAUUACAUCCACUUCUCCAGGUACUCCAGAGAUGGGCUAGGAGUGCCUCUCAUAGGAAGCCUGGCAGAAGUUUUUGACAUUGCCUCCCAAAUUCAGAUGCUGUACCUGCUUCUGAGCCUGUGUAUGGGCUGGACAAUAGUGCGGAUGAAGAAGUCGCAGAGCAGACCGCUCCAGUGGGACUCAACACCCGCGUCCACGGGCAUCGCAGUCUUCAUCGUCAUCACACAGAGCAUUUUGCUACUCUGGGAGCAGUUUGAAGACACCAGUCACCACAGCGCACAUUCACACCGCAGCUUAGCCGGGCUCUUGCUGAUCGUCUUACGAAUCUGCCUGGCGCUGUCGCUGGGCUGCGGACUCUACCAGGUCAUCACAGUGGAGAGGAGCGCGCUCAAGAGAGAGUUCUACAUCACGUUUGCCAAGGGCUGCAUCCUGUGGUUCUUGUGCCAGCCAGCGCUCGCAUGCAUUGCUGUUGCUUUUAAUGACUACCAAAGAGAUAAGGUUAUCACAGUAGGUGUCAUCCUGUGCCAGGCCGUGGCCAUGGUCAUUCUGUACAGACUUUUCCUGUCCCACAGUCUUUACUGGGAGGUCUCCUCGCUCUCCUCAGUAACGCUACCACUGACCAUCUCGUCUGCCCACAGAGGGCGCCCUCAUUUCUGAUGCUUGAGUUUUGUGGAGAGAACCAGUGAACGGAGAAGUGCAAUAGGAUCCAACGCAGCGCAGCACCGUCUUGCUGUGCUGUGCCUUUGCGUGACAGCUGAGCAGCGGAAGCAGGGCGUCUUAUUUUUAGAACUGAACGUCAGCGGGCUCAGCAGAAAGGAAUAGAAGCUCCGGAGUGGACUCAAACAGUGAACUUCCCAGAAAGAAUGUUGUUUCAAGGUUACUGAAACAGUUUCCACGUGGAAAUAAAUGUGGAAAAGACUGCUUAGAGUACCUGUGGGCCAGGCGGUCACACCUGCGAUGCCUCGCCACUAGCAAACUCAGGCCUGGGAGUCCUGCAGUAUCACCCAAACAAUACUUAGCUGUUCGUGUCCAGCUCGCCCAGUUAUGAAACCAGCGGGAUGUGCUGAUCUUAAAACUAUUUCUUUUUAUCCUUUAAAGAACAUGCAUUUCAAAUUAUAAUUUAAAGGACUUGAAAGUGAAAUUACUUAAAUAAAUAGAAAAUAUGUUAACAGUUAAA
Molecule: messenger RNA, 1911 nt
Organism: Mus caroli (Ryukyu mouse)
Lineage: Eukaryota; Metazoa; Chordata; Mammalia; Rodentia; Muridae
Gene: Gpr180
Product: G protein-coupled receptor 180
Biological process (GO): response to pheromone; G protein-coupled receptor signaling pathway
Source: RefSeq, a predicted model, not a curated record